Messenger RNA from Microstroma glucosiphilum, 3378 nucleotides. RefSeq lists its product as hypothetical. Lineage: Eukaryota; Fungi; Basidiomycota; Exobasidiomycetes; Microstromatales; Microstromataceae. The record is from RefSeq and is a predicted model, not a curated record. Bases 1 to 3378 code for a protein of 1125 amino acids. Gene Ontology annotation, molecular function: histone deacetylase binding. The transcript is spliced from 2 exons. Gene Ontology annotation, cellular component: Sin3-type complex. Gene Ontology annotation, biological process: negative regulation of transcription by RNA polymerase II.
AUGCGAACGAGCCAGGCGGCUGCAGCCUCCAAGACAGCUCCCAUCGAAGCAACAUCAGCAGCAGCAGCGACAUCUGACGCCGAAACAGAGCCGCUAGCCUUCUCCGACGACGAAGACGCAGAGGGUGAAGUCGACGACGAAGAAGAGGAGACACCCGCUGCUGCAGACCCACCUGCGCUGCACAAAAGUACUCUCAAGCUCAAGGUCCCAUCACGGAACACAGCAAGCAUGGCUGAUUCCGCAGGCCCCGACUCCCUCGACGAUGCCGCUGCAACAUUGGCAGGUCUGGGAGACUUCGCAACCGAAAGUGUUCCUGCGGCCAAUGUGUCUCCCUCAAAGACUGCUGGCACCGAUGGCCUGAGCGACGAAAGCGAGCUCUCAGAUGUGCCCGACGAGGGUGGCUCUGAAGACGGCGAAGGCUCCAGCGAUGAAGGCGAAGAUCAAGAAGAUGACAACGAAGGAGACUCCUCGGAUGCUCUCGGCGAAGACGAUGACGAAGACGAGGAAGACGAAGAGGAAGCUGAGGACGACGACGAAGAAGCACAGACCGACAAUGCUCCCCAAGCUUCCGCUGCUCGCGGAAGACGCUCGCGUCAAGAGCGCGAUCGCAUUGUCCUCGCGGAUCCGGAAGAGCAGCAAGACGAUGAGGAUGCUGCGAGUAGUCUAGCUGCCCUCGCUGGAGGUGCGACCAAUGUCGAUGUUGUACCUCAAGGCGACGACGAAGAGGACGCGGAAGCCGAAGAUCGCCCUGGGUCACUACCUGCUGCCACGCAAGCCGCCAAUGCUACGCUCAAGAGCCGCAAGCACUCACUCCUCGGCCCUCAGAUCCUCUUGGACCCCACUUCGAACGACUCCGAGCCUGCGACGUCAAGGCAGCCAAGUGUUGACGCAGAUGGCGUUGAAGAGGGCGAUGAAGACGAGGAAGAAGAAGAAGAAGGAGAGGAGAAAGCAGGAGAGGCAGAUGCGGACGGAGAUGUAGACGAAGAGAUGGCCGAAGCUCCGGUUGAAGCAGAAGGAACCAUCUCGGGAGCAGCAAGCAAGGGACCUGCUAGUCCUUCUGGCAAAGCAGCAGCAGGUACGCCCUUGCCAGAUGCUCCAGAGCUGGAAGAUGAAGCGGCAACUGACGAAGCGGCCCUUCGCCGGACGGAGGCUCUGGAUGCUCUCACCAAGAUUGAGCUGGGAUUCGCAAUGUUGAGAGAUCGGCUCUAUGCGGAGAGAAUCGAAGAGGUCUCGAAGGAAGGCGAAAUGGUUCUGGAUGGUACCCACCCUGAGCUCAUCCACCUCACGGCUCUCAUUGAGGCUCGCCGUCAGCAUCGACUCCGCAUGGUGGAGAUCUGGCUGGAAGAGGAGCAACGCCACUUCGCAAAGAUGGCUGCCACCGAAGAACGCCUUGCUUGGCAGUCCUGGAGACAUGAUGUCGCUGAUCUGAGGCGUAACUCGAUGGACGAGCUCAGUCGUAAGAGGAGGAAGCUGGAACGCGAGAAGCGGAACCUUGACGCUCCUCGGCCGGCGCGUCGACACCAAGUCUUCGAGACCGAGAUCAUUGGAGAUCCAGAGCUUGCACGCGCAGCGGCCCGAGCCGCCAAGGCCGACCGAGAGCCUGGCGUAGUAGGACGCAGGAGGGCUGCUCGCGAAGCACAAGACCUCGCCGAGCUUGGCAGUCAUAUCGCUCUUCCUGACCUGCGCGGCAUAGAGGAUUACGAAGCAUGGUCAGAUCUGGAGAGGAUGGGCAUACUCCGGCCCGAUCUCAGGAUGGGAGCCAUGGGUACAGGAACGCACGCGAGAGGUACGCCAGUGCUGCAAGCACAGCAGAUGCCUCCCCAGCAUCCCUCACAGCAGCAAGCCCCCACCCACCAGCAACAGCAGCAACGAGCACAACAGCAGCAUCCGCAGAUGCUCGACCCUCGUCAGCAAGCUGAGAUGGCUGGCUACUACGUAGGGCCUAUGGACGGUCCUUCCUCGCAGCACCCGGCGUGGGCGCACGAAGCUGCCAUGGGCUACGGUCCCCCUAUGCAUCCCAACGGCAGACCAAUGACAAUGGCCGAGCUAAACAUGUACCAAGAAGAGAUGUAUGCUGAGCAGCAGUACCAUCAGCAACAGCAGCAACAGGCAUACGGCGGUCAUCAUCAUCCUCAUGCAGGCUAUCCUCCUGGUCCCUCCCCGCAUGAGAUCGCGCAGCAACAACAAUACGAACGUGAGCGCGAGCGCGAAAGGGAGGUCAUGCGAGAGCGGGAGCUUAUGCGCGAGAGGGAGAGAGAAAAGGAGAGGGAGCAGGCAAGAGAAAGGGAGCGGGAACGAGAGAGGGACAGAGAGAGGGAGAGGGACCGAGAAAGGAUGAAUGCCGCCUCAUACAACACUCACCCCGGUCACGCUCAGCAGCGUCAGCAAGGCGAGCGUUAUCCACAAGCUCCUCCUUCGCCUGGUCGUCGAAUGCAUGCCAACAAUGGCAAUGGUCGACAUCCAGACGAUCGUGAGUCACGUCACCUUUAUCCUCAGGGUUCAUCGUCUUCCCAUCAGCCUCAGCCACAAGCUACUUCUGGAGCAAGGGCUCGGGACGAGAGGGAGCAACGAGAGCGGGAGCGAGACACCAAGCCCUUCGCGAAUGGGCGCGGCAACAGACAUCACGACGAGCGGGAAUAUCGAGAGGGGCCUUAUCCCCAACAGCUGGAGCAGCUGGCGUACCCGAGCUCGAGCUCGUCUGGACAGCGUGAACAACAAGAGUACCAGCAACGAGCCCUCGCACCUCCCCAUUCGCCCCAUCGUAACGUGCAUGCGGCGAUGCCUCAAUCACCUCCUCAGCCCCAAUUGCCGAGUCCACGAGGGGGUCUGGCACAUCUGCCCCACCGUCAUCAGCAGGGGCAGUCACCCUCAUCGUACCCACAUCAUCGGCCUUCGCAUUCGCAGAAUCAGAUUCGACACCCUUCGGCCUCUCCACAAAUGAACGUUCGCAGACAUAGCGAUGAGCAGGAAAGCAAUCGUCACUUCCCGCCUUUGCCACCGGCGCAUUCUGGUGGCGGGCUGCAGGGGCCUCAUGGUGCUCGCUCGCCUCUGCCCCCGCCAGGGGCUGGAAUUGUGGCAGCAGCCUACGGAAGCGGCAGACCCCCCUCUGCAUCUCCGGCAAUGGGACCAUCAGCACCCAACACGCUUCCCUCUCCAACGAAGGUUCCACUAGGUCCGAAGGCUUUCGAUAAUUCGCCGGAUUCGAGGGGCGUACAUGAAGGCCACCAUGGGAAGGACGUUGAUUCCGAGAUGAACAUCGUUGCUUCGGGGUCCGGGAAUGCGGAGCUUGGGGGUAUGCAGUCGAACUUUGCCCAUCGAUUGCCUCUCUCAAAUGAGGUCAAGAGGGAGGUGGGGCCUCCUACCGCGGGUCAACCAUGA